CAAGCACACCAUCUACGGCCUCCGUAAUAUCCGUAGUCCGUACGGCACUGGCACUGGACAUCGUUAAUUCCUUAAUUUUUCUUUUAAUUCUAGUUCUCGCCUAUGAUAUCAUUCCUAAAUCUGCCCCCGUUUUAAAAGGGUUUAGGCGUACCUGAACCUGACUGUUUGCCGAGCAGGGCGCAGGACCACGUGAGCAGGACACGUUCUAUGAGUUGAGUUGGUUGAGCGAGCAACAAAAAUACGCCAUAAUUUCGGGAAAGCAUGCCUACCGUUGGAGUGAAAGCGGACCUUAUCAAUGAAGCACUGGGAAAAGUAUUCUCGGAAGAAGAAUUUGCUGACCUAUGUUUCGAGUACGGACUAGAGCUGGACGAAGUGACAACCGAGAAGCAGAUGGUCUCAAAAGAGAGGGGUGAGGAAAAAUCGGACGGAGCCUCAGAGGACCUCAUCUUCAGGAUUGACAUCCCUGCAAACAGGUACGACUUGCUGUGCCUCGAGGGACUUGUGAGAGCAUUGCGCAUUUUCCGGGGAAAGGAGCCAUGUCCGCAGUACAGAGCCCUCGAUGUUGAAAGUCCACUGCGGAUGGUAGUAGAAGAAUCAACUGCUCAAGUGAGACCAUUUGUUGUGUGUGCUGUGCUGAGGGACCUGAGCUUCAGUGAGGACAGUUACAAGAGCUUCAUUGACCUCCAGGACAAACUGCAUCAGACCAUUGGAAGAAAGCGGUCACUUGUGUCAAUUGGAACGCACGACUUGGACACGAUAGAAGGUCCGUUUGUGUAUAAAGCGCUGCCUCCUUCGGACAUCCACUUUGUUCCCCUCAACGAGACGAGAGACUUUUCUGCAGCAGAGCUUAUGGAAUACUAUUCUAAGGAUAGCCAUCUACGCCAUUACUUGGCAAUAAUUUGCGAUAAGCCCGUCUACCCUGUCAUCUACGAUAGGAACGGUGUCGUCCUCUCACUGCCACCAAUUAUCAAUGGAAACCAUUCUAAAAUAACGCUGGGCACGAAAAAUGUCUUCAUUGAGAUCACCUCGACCGACCUCCAUAAAUCUGUAAUCGUCCUCGAUACGAUGGUCACCAUGUUCAGUGAGUACUGCAAGAAGCCCUUCACGGCUGAAAAAGUUGAAGUGGUCAUGCCCAACGGUCAGAGUGCUUUCUACCCAGAGCUUCGAUACAGAGAAGUGACUGCAAGAGCAAAGGAUAUGUGCAGGAUACUCGGAUUAAAACUGGAGCCUGACAACCUAGCUUCACUUUUGAGACGAAUGGGUUUGUGCGCCAAGGCAGAUGAUGACACCCUUAUUGUGACAGCUCCCCCGACUCGACACGACGUUCUCCAUGCCGUCGAUCUUGCCGAAGACACUGCUGUUGCAUAUGGCUACGGUAAUUUGCCUAUAGCAUCUCCCGCUACUUCUACUGUGGGCCAAGAACAGCCGCUGAACAAGAUGUCAGACCAGCUCCGACUCGAGCUGGCACACUGUGCUUUCACCGAGGCCCUCACUUUUGCAUUGUGCUCAAAGGAAGACCUCUCCACAAAGUUGUUAAAGCCGGAUGGAGUCGAGAAUGCCGUGCAUGUUUCAAACCCAAAGACUGUGGAGUUCCAGGUGACAAGGACCACCCUUCUACCUGGACUGCUCAAGACUGUGCAUGCUAAUCGAAAAAUGCCUCUCCCACUGAAACUGUUUGAGGUCUCUGACAUUGUAUUCAAGGAUCCCUCCACAAAUGUGCAGGCAUCCAAUCGUCGCCACCUCUGUGCCCUUCAUUAUGGCAAGACAUCUGGCUUUGAAAUAAUUCAUGGACUCCUGGAUCGUUUGAUGCAGCUCCUCCAAGUGGAUUAUCAUCUUAGCGCUUCUCAGGGGAGGUGUGCAGAAGUACUGGUCAACAGCAAGUGCAUAGGAAAGUUGGGUGUUCUCCAUCCCGAGGUUAUUGUCAAGUUCGACCUUCAACUUCCCUGUGCCAUGCUAGAGAUGGACAUUGAACCUUUUGUGUGAGCCACAAUAUCAUCUCAAAUAAUCUUCCAUAAACUCGGACAAGCAAAUGGAGAUUUAAUAUCUGACAUGACAAAUAACACACAGUAUGCGAGCACUGCAUAAAAACACAAGACUGCCUUAAUUCCAGAACUGAAGGAAAGGAAAUUCACUAGAACGAGCUCUUUUGCUUCAAUAAAUAAUGAGAGGCUGAGAAUUUGUCACAAACUCAACAACUUAUUUUUGGUCAUAAAAAAGCAGUUUUGAUUGUAUUUAUUUAAGCUGCUGAGAAUCCUCGUAGAUAAGGCAUUGUAACGCACAGUGCAAGAAAAUUAACUUUGAUUUUCACUGCUAGGUGGCACGAGAAAAGAUCCCUCUUUGGUGCACCAUUUUAGGUCCAAAUUUAUUGGCAUUUAGUAUACUCCCCUCACCACCAGGGGUGCACGCUGAAUUACGUUAAAUAUGCAGUUACGAAAAGCAGCUUUACCUUGCAAUACAGUGCAAUCGCGUCAGUUGGGCUGUGUAAUUCCAACAAGAUUGUGCGGCCGAUUCAGCAUCUGACUCGUUCAUUUAUUGCUUAUAAGAACAUUAUUUAUAAAGGCAAUACUCGUGGUUGGCAAAGCAAGUCUUGCUGGAGCCCAUGUUGAUUGAGUCGUGGCUCAAGAAACUUCUACUACAAGAUGUUUUGAUGCUUAUUUGUAAAUAAAUAUUUUGCACUCAUUCGGAACAGCUCCCUUUAGUUGAAAUUUUCAGUCCUUUUUGAGUCAGAAUUAACGGGAUUGCACUGUAUAACCUGAUUUACGUCUGGAAUGUGUUUCGUGUUAGAGGGGUAGUGAUGCCACUAAUAAAUGUAUUCUUGCGAACUAACGACUUGAUAUCGGAAGUAUGUUUUCAGAUGUAGCCAGUGGAUUCCCAAAGAUGGGAAUUUGGGGGUCAGGCCUCAUCGAGCAAAUUACUUGUAGCUUUUUGCCUGUUCCUUCUAUCGAGUGAUUGCUGCGCAAAAUUACUAUAUUUACUCGGAUAGUUAAUGCAAACAUUUUUUCCCUCGCAUAUGUAUUUCGUGUCAUAACUUUACCAAAACGGCCAUCAAACAGAAACUGCCUGUUGAUUCCACUGAACUAAAGCGUACUUGAAUAUACCCUCAAUUAACCAGACGAUCAGCCUUUGUUACGAAACUAAAAUGUUGAGUUCCCUUGACAAACUGCUAAAGCCUCGUUACCAGAUGCCCAGAUUUCCUUCGAUUCCAACUUUAUCUCCCUUGUUCUGUUCAUAGUGACACCCAUGAACCACCGCACACGGCACUGCUCUGUGUCGUCUGCAUCCGAAAAUCUGGAUGCCACUCAACAAAAAAGUCAAAAGCGCUCUAAAGCAAAUGUAAUUUGGUGUUGUAGUUUCAAAAUUGACUAAAUACCUACCAAAUGUUGUUUCCGCAUACUCGUAGUGAUAAAAAAAAAGUUUAUUGGUGCAGACAGGCAAAACGCCUGGAAGCCUCCCAAGAUUUGAUGUAUUAAGUGCCGAAGAGAUUCCAUGGGUCCAAACAGGGUAUCCCCUUCUAAUACUCUUUCCCUCGUGAUUUGCAGGUAAAACAUACAUGAUUGGGGCACCCAAUUUGGAACCUCACCCGGGAAUAUUGAGCUCUACUGCUUGACAACAAGUACUCGUUUUCCACCUGCGUUAAGGCUCCUCGAAUAGUGCACAAUGUGGGCUUUUGUGAAGAUUAAAUGUUGACUCAAACUCCGCAA
Molecule: messenger RNA, 3701 nt
Organism: Ornithodoros turicata
Lineage: Eukaryota; Metazoa; Arthropoda; Arachnida; Ixodida; Argasidae
Gene: beta-PheRS
Product: phenylalanine--tRNA ligase beta subunit-like
Exons: 15
Coding region: 262-1983 (573 amino acids)
Biological process (GO): phenylalanyl-tRNA aminoacylation
Cellular component (GO): cytoplasm; phenylalanine-tRNA ligase complex
Molecular function (GO): RNA binding; magnesium ion binding; phenylalanine-tRNA ligase activity
Source: RefSeq, a predicted model, not a curated record